AUGGGAAAAAAGGUGUGGGGUAUGUUCCUGCUGCCGCCGAUCGUGUGCGACCUGUGGGUGAGCAUGGACGUGCUCUUCUCCACCGCCUCCAUCCUACACCUCUGCUGCAUCUCGUUCGACCGAUGCCUCUCGCUCAAGUACCCGCUGAAGUACGGACGCAACAAGACCCGCUGUCAGGUGGCUGUGAAGAUCUGUCUGGUGUGGGCUAUCUCUGUCGUCAUCGCCGCCCCGCUCUUCAUUCUCUCACGGCACGACCGCAGCACGCUGCUCAUCGACGGCAUGUGUUUCCCCAACGACAAGACGUUCAUCGUCGCGUCAUCCAUCGGCAGCUUCUACAUCCCGCUGCUCAUCAUGAUCGUCACAUACUCGAUGACGAUACACCUGCUCAACACGCGCGCCAUCAAACACAAGAAUGGCGUUCGCGCAAAGCCGUUCGGCCGCCACCGGAGGGCGCCGGCGAGAGCGGCAGCGGCGGGGUCGACGACGACGUCUUCUGCCGCGGCGGGGGAGCGGGCGGCGGAGGCGGCGGCAGAGGCGUGGGAAGAAUCGUCAAUGGCCAUGUACGAGAGCGGUUGUCGCAUGCCGCUCGAUGGCGCCCCCCGGCGGAUGGGUGAGGAGCGGCGCGCCGCGGCGGGGGCAAGGCGGCACCGCGCGGCGGCGGCAGGAGCCGCCACCGCGGAGCUGGAGCUAUCGCCGGACCCCCCCGCCGACAGCCACACCCCCGCGACGCUCCUACCAGCCGCCGCUGCACGCAGGGCAAACUCCUACUGCAAAGCGACGGCGCCGAUGGGAGAGCUGCCGGAGUCGCGCUACGAUGAUGGUUGCCGCGACGACGGUUGCCGCGACGACGACGCGUCGCGCUGGAAGACGAAGUCACCGACGACGCCCAGCUCAACGAUGCAGCUAACGACGUCCGCCUCCGCGCACUCCGCGCUGCACCACGGCAACAACCACCAUGGCAACAGUCACCACGGCAACCACGUCGGCGUGCACAAGAAGCGCUCGCACGAGCGGCGGGAGAGCCGGCAGGGGGCGCCGUCGUCGGCGGUGGACUCGGCGCGCCUAGUCGGCUACGUCAUGACGAUGAAGACGCGCAACGAGCGCAAGGCGUCGCAGACUCUCGGCAUCAUCUUCACAGUGUUCAUGGUGCUCUGGUGCCCGUUUUUCGUCAGCUACGUGAUGCAGGCGGUGUGCGCACCGUGCCGCCGCCACAUCACCGAUGAGAUGAUGGUGGCCUUCACCUGGUUCGGCUACUGCUCGUCGAUGGUCAACCCCUUCAUCUACUCCAUGUUCAGCCGCAACUUCCGCACGGCGUUCACGCGCAUCCUCGCCUGCCAGUGCCGCAAGCUGCGCGACCGCAAGGCCGCCGCCCUCUACAUGUCCACGACGUACGCGUGA
Priapulus caudatus is the source of this 1398-nucleotide messenger RNA. RefSeq names its product alpha-2C adrenergic receptor-like. Gene Ontology annotation, cellular component: membrane. The transcript is spliced from 4 exons. The record is from RefSeq and is a predicted model, not a curated record. Gene Ontology annotation, biological process: adenylate cyclase-activating adrenergic receptor signaling pathway. NCBI's taxonomy places the organism in Eukaryota, Metazoa, Priapulida, Priapulimorpha, Priapulimorphida, Priapulidae. Bases 1 to 1398 code for a protein of 465 amino acids. Gene Ontology annotation, molecular function: G protein-coupled receptor activity.